UAAGAAGCACAUUUGCAACACCACAAUGAUGAACAUUUCCAAAACUGGCUGGGUUGAAAUUGAUAUUAAACGCGCAAUCUACAUUUGGGAGAGCGUUGAACGCCAGCAGCAGCAAAACCGUCAGCAACCCAUCCAAAUUGGGUGGCUAAUGAUCGAAGUUCAUGACGAAGAGGAGAAUCCUCUCAAGCCGGGACUCUUUUUCAAUCCACCUAAAUGUGACCAGGCAGGUAAUCAACAUUCUCAAUUCCAAGGCUAAUUGGGACUAAUCUUUUUCAAAUAACUUCCCUGUAAUAUUGGGCAAAAUGCCAUUGAACAAUGUGAAUAGCUUAAACAUUCUACGCACUCACUAUGGAACAUAUAAACAAUAAGUAAGAAUAAAUCUACAGUAAAAACCAUCAAACAGCAAAAUUCCGGUGAAAUGUAAUCUGUUCUCUCUCAAGAGAAAAAUAUCCACAAUAGUAUGCUGUCAGAAAAUUUGCAGAAACUUGCAAGUUAGAUGAAGAGCUAAUAGAAUUUUUGUUUACACUCAAAAGUGUAAAUUUAAAACGUAACAAACCUGAUCCUAAAGUGUUAUCCUGACACAGU
Rhagoletis pomonella (apple maggot) is the source of this 585-nucleotide messenger RNA. RefSeq names its product protein anachronism. Lineage: Eukaryota; Metazoa; Arthropoda; Insecta; Diptera; Tephritidae. The coding region runs from base 26 to 256 and encodes 76 amino acids. The transcript is spliced from 2 exons. The record is from RefSeq and is a predicted model, not a curated record.